Messenger RNA from Thelazia callipaeda (thelaziosis nematode), 399 nucleotides. NCBI's taxonomy places the organism in Eukaryota, Metazoa, Nematoda, Chromadorea, Rhabditida, Thelaziidae. The record is from the annotation of a GenBank genome assembly.
AUGAAUGGUGGCACCUUCACUUUUGUUUCUUUGCUUCGAACAUCAUUGUUAGCCUAUUCUGCUUCGCGUAAUCUACUACGACCUAGGCGAAACAUACCAUUUCGCGGUAUUUAUAGAACGGAAGGCGAUUUAGUGCGAAAGGACGAUCUUUUGGUGUGCCAACACAAGAUAAACUUCCAUCCUGGAUUGAAUGUAUACUUGAAAAGAGAUCAGUCCGGACAGCUACUACUUAAGGCGAUGUCAGAUGGUCAUGUGAUGAUUACACAGGAAAAGGUAAAUCCGGAUUUCUCUAUACCCGAGAUGUUUGCUAAUGAGGGCACGCAAGAUAUCCAAAAGCUGACUUUUAAUGUUAUUCCUCUUAAUGUGUCGCAGUCGUUUCGGCUAGUAAAUGAAAUUUAA